Molecule: messenger RNA, 4205 nt
Organism: Carassius gibelio (silver crucian carp)
Lineage: Eukaryota; Metazoa; Chordata; Actinopteri; Cypriniformes; Cyprinidae
Product: muscle, skeletal receptor tyrosine protein kinase-like
Exons: 17
Coding region: 106-2937 (943 amino acids)
Biological process (GO): protein phosphorylation; cell surface receptor protein tyrosine kinase signaling pathway; positive regulation of kinase activity
Cellular component (GO): signaling receptor complex
Molecular function (GO): protein binding; transmembrane receptor protein tyrosine kinase activity; ATP binding
Source: RefSeq, a predicted model, not a curated record
CACACACACACACUACUAUCUGCUGCGACUGCAUCUCACAGCUAUGACAUGAAGCUGACCGAUGGAUUUUAAAGCUGAUUCAAAGCAGAACAUUCUGAGGUGAACAUGAAGGUCCUCAGAAACAUUCCACUGAUAGUUUUUCUGGCGUAUUUCCGCCUGAGUGAAGGGCUCCAGAGAGGACCCAGAAUCACAACACUGCUUGAGACAGUGGACACCUCUCUGGAUCAUAAUGCUACUUUCAUCUGUGAGGUUGAUUCAUACCCUCAAGCUGAUAUUACAUGGACACGGAAUAACUACCCAAUACGGUAUUACGAUUCCAGGUACAUUAUACGAGAAAAUGGCCAAAUGCUGAUCAUUCCCAAUGUAAAGGAUUCAGACAAUGGGGAAUACUGUUGUACUGCUAGCAAUGGGAUUGGAGAACCUGCCAAGAGCUGUGGAGCUUUACAGCUGAAGAUGAAGCCUCAAAUCAGAAGACAUCCUACUAACAUGACGUCGAUUGUGGAGUCUAAAGCAGUGUUGCAAUGUUUAACGUCAGGAUAUCCCAAACCUGAAAUAUCCUGGAUUAAAGGAGAUGACCUGAUGAAGGUUAAUAGUCGUAUAUCAGUUUUGGAAUCUGGUUCUCUAAAAAUUAACAACAUCAAGAAAGAGGACGCAGGACAGUAUCGCUGUGUGGCCAGGAACAGUUUUGGAAUCGUGUACUCCAAACCAGUCACCAUUGAAGUGCAAGCUCCUGCCAAGAUACUGAAAGUUCCCAAGGAGAAGAAAGUUCAGAUCGGAUCGGAGGUUAGGUUGGAGUGUAAUGCCACUGGCAACCCAAUCCCAUCCAUAACUUGGCUUGAAAACGGCAAUACGAUUUCAGGCGCGUCAGUGGAGGAGACGCUGGUGGAUGAAGUCAUCGUGUCUGUUCUGCGUGUGGUGGUUCAUAACCCAGCUCUCUACACCUGUCAGGCUACUAACCAGCACAGCGGAGGAGCCAACACCGUCAAAGCCACAGCUAAGAUAACCAUUUCAGAAUGGAGACUGUACAAAGGCAGCGCUGGCUACUGCAGUACAUACAGAGGCGACGUGUGUCAAAACGUGCUCCAUCGAGAUGCACUGGUGUUUUUCAACUACUCUCUACCGAACCCAGAGGAUGCGCAGGAGUACCUGGCCCAGAGCGCAUGGGGCGAGCUGGAUGGGGUGAGCUCAUUCUGCAGGCCCGCCGCCAGAUCACUGCUCUGUCACGCCACCUUCCAGGACUGCAACCCUUCUGGACUCGGACCAGCACCCAAACCCAUCUGCAGGGAGCACUGUGUCGCAGUGAAAGAGCUGUACUGUUUUAAGGAGUGGCGUUCUGCUGAGGAAAGAUCUCAUCGAGGCUUCCCACACAGCAUCACUCUCCCAGAAUGCACCUCUCUUCCCAGCCAACAUGCAGAGCCAUCAUCAUGUACAGUGGUUCCUUAUGUUGAUAUCAAUAAAGACCAAGUUACAACAACAUGUUACAAUGACAAAGGAAGAUUUUACCAAGGAGCUCACAACAUGACAGCAUCUUCAAUACCCUGUCAGCGAUGGAACCAGCAGGAUCCCCAUCAACAUAGACUCUCUGUAGAUGUGAUUCCUGAGUUGCGAAAUGCAGAAAACUACUGUCGUAACCCAGGAGGAGAGAGUGACAGGCCAUGGUGCUACACCACAAACCCUAAUGUACGCUGGGAGUAUUGUCUGGUGCCCAAAUGUGGAGAAGAUAUGAUUGUGAAGACUGUCCCGUCGAUUACAAAACCAGUCCAGUUUUACCCACCUCCUCCUGUGUCUACAGCCUACUCGAUGAGCGUUAUCAUCUUAAUCAUUUCUGGCUUCGCUGGGGCGGCCUUCUUUACCAUACUCAUCCUUAUGUGCCACAGACGAAAGAAAAGGUGGCAAAAGAGGAAAAGUAGGGUGCUGGAGACGCCUACUCUGACCACCCUUCCUUCAGAGCUCUUGUUGGACAGACUUCAUCCCAACCCCAUGUACCAAUGUCUGCCUCUACUUCUCAACUCCAAGCUCCUCAGUCUCGAAUAUCCACGCAACAACAUUGAAUAUGUCCGUGACAUCGGAGAAGGGGCCUUCGGUAGGGUUUUUCAGGCAAGAGCCCCUGGUCUUUUGCCAAUGGAGCCGUUCACCAUGGUGGCAGUGAAAAUGUUGAAGGAGGAAGCUUCGGCUGAUAUGCAGAAUGACUUUCAAAGAGAAGCUGCACUCAUGGCUGAGUUUGAUCACCCCAACAUUGUCCGUCUACUGGGAGUCUGUGCGGUGGGGAAGCCUAUGUGUCUCAUGUUUGAAUUCAUGGCCUAUGGGGACUUGAAUGAAUUCCUACGACGGCGCUCUCCAACUCAGCAGCCCAGUAUAAGUCGGGAUACCUUGACAAGAGGUAGUCUCGUAUUGGAACCUGAGCAUUACCCACCCCUCAGCUGCCUGGAGCAGCUCUCCAUUUCCAAGCAGGUGGCGGCAGGAAUGGCGUACUUGUCAGAACGCAAGUUUGUGCACCGUGACCUAGCUACUCGCAACUGUUUGGUAUCAGAGAACUUGGUUGUAAAAAUUGCUGAUUUUGGUCUCUCACGCAACAUGUAUGCAGCUGAUUACUAUAAAGCCGGUGAAAAUGAUGCUAUCCCAAUUCGCUGGAUGCCACCUGAGUCUAUCUUCUACAACCGCUACACCAGCGAGUCAGAUGUGUGGGCUUAUGGUGUGGUAUUAUGGGAAAUCUUCUCAUACGGCAUGCAGCCUUACUAUGGCAUGGCCCAUGAGGAGGUCAUCUACUACGUAAGGGAUGGAAAUGUGCUGGCCUGUCCAGAAAACUGCUCACAGGAGCUGUACAACCUCAUGCGUUUGUGUUGGAGCACUCAUCCCACGGACCGGCCUAGUUUCGCCAGCAUUCACCGCAUCCUAGAAAGAAUGCAUGACGAGAUGCUCCAAUCCGGCCUCUCUUGAGGAUCUCUAAAAAUGCAAUUCAAAGAACCAAAAAGCUCCAUUAGAAUCACAAAAAGCGCUGAUGGAUCUUGAAGAAGGAUAAAACAUUUUAAGAUAUCCAAAAAGCUAAAGACAACCCAGAGGACCUUUAAGUGCCCACAAAUACUAAAGAACCCAGAAGAACAUUGAGGAAGGUAACCUAAGCCUAAAACGAUUGAAAAAGCUGACACAAAUUAAGGAAUACUGAUCCCUCAAACUCUUUGAAGAUGACUGCCUGCAUCUGUCCAAAGGAUCUCAACUGUUUUCUUUCAGUGACACAGAUGUACAGCAGACUUCAGAUGAGUGCUAGUUACGGUUUGAGGUGAUAUGGAUAAACAGGAUCAGGAUUGCAGGUUACCUCUAGUAAAAAGGUGUAAGAUGGUGCAGUCACUGCAAGAAUCUAGAAUGAAAUCUCUGAGAGCAGAGACAUACAGUAUGAUUUUUUCUUUCAUCAUAAACCAUUUCUUCACAUUUGGAUCUAUUUUGUGAGUCAUUUUAACAGUACCAUGCAUCUGAUUAUGGUUUAGUUACAUUCUUUAAAACAAGUUAAUCCAAGCACAUGUUGUAGUUCUUCAAGCUGAAUAGCAUUGUCAUUGUUUGAUUUAAAUGUAAUUUUUUUUUUUAGUAGAAUAGCUUAUUCCAAAGUGGUAUAUCAGUUUAUGUUGCAAUUUAAUAAUUUUGUUAAUUUUCAUUAAUUAAUAUUCCAAUAUAAUAUGUUUCUUUGUGUGUUCUAAGUUAUAUUAGUAAGUAGAAGUGACUGAAACAAUGUAUAAGAAAAUAUUUUACAGAAGUGUUUUUUAUUAUUAUUAUUAUUUUAUUUUUUAUUUUUACAAUUUCUUAAAAUCAUGCCUAGCAAUUAAUGAAGAUUUAAUCGGUAUUUACUAUUUUUGUAUUAUCAUGAAUUGAGACAAAGGGAUAUGCUUAAAAUCAACUUUAAUUUAUCUGUUCGAUGGUCCCAUUAGUCUCUCUACUAGUUAUGAUUAUUUUUCACAUUUCAUAUCAACAAAGAAUAAAACCUAUGAAAGUUGGGGAGUAUGCAAACUAUGUAGUGAAAAAAAUGUUAAAUACAUCAUAACUGGCCUCCCUUUCUCUACAUGGUUGCACGGCAUAGACUAAAAUCUCUAAACAUCCUGGUGCAUUAUGAGAUGUUUUAUGUUUUAUAAACUGUACUUGUGUGCUGAACACUUCACUAUCUGGUACAACUCACCCAUUUCAUUUUCAUUUCAGUGUCCAUACAUCUGGCAGAUAUU